Cucurbitaria berberidis CBS 394.84 is the source of this 522-nucleotide messenger RNA. RefSeq lists its product as uncharacterized. The transcript has a single exon. The coding region runs from base 1 to 522 and encodes 173 amino acids. The record is from RefSeq and is a predicted model, not a curated record. Lineage: Eukaryota; Fungi; Ascomycota; Dothideomycetes; Pleosporales; Cucurbitariaceae.
AUGCCUCCGUCUCAACAAGGCCCGCUCUGCUCGUGUCUCCAUCCACCUCUCACCAUCACCCCUACGCAAAGCACGCACGCAAAACCGUGUGACCAGUCAUCAUCACAUGACCCAAUACCAUCUACAUCUACAACCAGCGUUGUCGUCUAUAUAGUGACAGAUACAUGUUACCCUACUGUAUCCUCCUUCGACUCCAACAUUGGUACGACUACCGUCGACUCGGCGCACAGCACCAAAUCUUCGGCCAACGCGCGAGCCAAGAAAAUCAUAUACCAAAACGACGGAGGGGGGUGCACAGUCGAUAUAGAUAAGAUUAUUGAAGAGGUGCGACAGGGGCUGUAUACAGGGAUUGGGGUCGGUGGCAAGGAGGAGAAAGAAGGAUGUUGUUUUGCGAGGAGGUGCGCGGUUGAGGGGAAACUGGUCGACGAGGAUAGUGAGGAUGAAGAAUCUGGGGAGUCUGGAGUAGGGGAGCUUGAUGGAGUAGUGGAUCGGGACGGAGAUUUGGACGUUGAUAUGGGUUGA